Messenger RNA from Ananas comosus (pineapple), 3908 nucleotides. Its product is annotated as vacuolar protein sorting-associated protein 54, chloroplastic. Bases 238 to 3336 code for a protein of 1032 amino acids. Gene Ontology annotation, biological process: Golgi to vacuole transport; retrograde transport, endosome to Golgi. NCBI's taxonomy places the organism in Eukaryota, Viridiplantae, Streptophyta, Magnoliopsida, Poales, Bromeliaceae. The record is from RefSeq and is a predicted model, not a curated record. Gene Ontology annotation, cellular component: GARP complex. Gene Ontology annotation, molecular function: syntaxin binding. The transcript is spliced from 19 exons.
GUAACGACUCGUCUCCCUCCCUCUCCCCUCUCUCUCUCUCUCUCUCUCUCUCUCUCUCUCUCUCUCAGAUCUAAUGCUCUCUCUUUCCCAUCCCCUCCUCACUACCCCCUCUCCCGAUCUCAGAUCGGGAUCUCCUCUUCGCCCAAACUAGGGUUUCCCCUUCGUCCCCGGCGAUCCCCCCAUGCUCCUCCUCCCCCUCCCCUGAUCUCCGCCGCCGCCGCCGCCGCCGCCGCUGCGAUGGAUGCGAUGCCUUCCUACUUGGGAAGGCCCACGCUCCGCUCCACCUCCUCCCCCUCCUCAUCCCGCUCCGCCGCCGCCGACUCUGACUCGCCAUCCUCCCUCUCCUCGGCGUACUCCUUCGCCGCCGCCGCCUCAGCCUCCGCUGUGAGCCAGAGCCUCGCCUCCAUCCUCAACAACCCACACGCCGGCCGCUCCGACGCCUCCUGGUCCCUCUGGUGGCCCUCCGGCGGCUCCGCCGCCGGUGCCGGCGCCACCGACACGCCUCCGCCGGCCGCCCCGUCCGUCCCCAUCCCCGAGGUCGCCCGCGCCGACUUCCGGCCCUACCUCGACGCCAUCUCCGAGCCCUACGCCCGCUUCGAAGACGUCCGCAACCACAGCUCCCGGGAGACCGCCGCCGCCGCCGUCGCCGCCGCCGCCGCCGUCUCCGCGGAUGGCGAAGUCCGUGGGCAGGGGGAGGCGCUCGUCGCAUGCCUCCGGGAGGUCCCCUCUCUCUUCUUCAAGGAGGACUUCGCCCUAGAAGAAGGUGUGACGUUCCAAGCGGCGUGCCCCUUCUCGCCGUCCCCGGAGGAGAACACGGCGCUGCAGGAGCGGCUGACGCAGUACCUGGACGUCGUCGAGAUGCACUUGGUGAGGGAGAUCUCGCUGCGCUCCAACUCGUUCUUCGAGGCCCAGGGGCAGCUGCAGGGGCUCAACGGGCAGAUCGUGGAGUCGUGCAUGCGGAUCCGGGAGCUCAAGGAGACGAUCAGAAUCCUCACCGGAGAUCUCGUUGGAUCUGCUCGGCAGGUUCAGGAGCUCAAUGCCACGAGGGCGAACCUCGUGGCCCUGCAGCAGAAGCUUACUGUGAUACUGUAUGUAAACCAGGCGCUAUCGGCAUUGAAGCUGCUUGUGGCAGCAGCAGACUGUGCUGGUGCUCUAGAUGUCACUGAUGACUUGCAACAUUUGUUGGAGACUGAUGAGCUUGCUGGCCUUCAUUGUUUUCGCCAUCUUCGGGAUCACUUGUCAGUGUCUCUAGAUUCAGUAAACAGCAUUCUUUCAGCAGAGUUCCUUCGUGCAGCCAUACAUGAUGUCAGAGCUGUAGAUUCAAUGAUUUUGUCAAUUUUGAAACGAAAACCUUCGAGUCUCCUCAAUGGGAUAGAGGAUGAAGUGAAAUUAGAUGAUGAUGAGAAUUCUGCCCUCAGAGAUCGUCUUCUUCCGCUCAUUAUUUGUCUGUUGAGAACGGCCAAGCUUCCUGCUGUGUUGAGGAUUUACCGGGAUACACUUAUCACUGAUAUGAAAGCUUCAAUAAAAGCUACUGUGGCAGAGUUGCUUCCAGUUUUGGUGGCCCGACCAAUGGAGGCUGAUUUAGCAGCUGCAGAGCGAGUUGUGGAUUCAGAAGCUGGAGGUCCAUCGCUGGCAAGCAAGUUGAGGAAUCUUUCAUCAGAAAGCUUUGUUCAACUUUUGGCUGCUAUUUUUAAGGUUGUACAGGCACACUUAAUGCGAGCUGCAGAAGUUAAAAAGGUUAUCGAGUGGAUCAUGGGAAACAUUGAUGGGUAUUAUAGUUCUGAUACUUCCGCUGUAGGUUCUGUAGUUUCAGAAAGUAUCCAAGAGAGUGGCAAUCAUGUUGUUUCACACAACUCAUAUCCGCUUGCUCGGAAUUCUCCAAGGAUUUCAAUCUUUCAAGGAAGGAUAAAUGAUACUUCUAGCCCUAGUGCAUCCAGGAACUUUCGUGCUGAUGUAUUGAGAGAAAACACGGAAGCUGUUUUUUCUGCAUGUGAUGCUGCUCAUGGACGAUGGGCUAAGCUUCUAGGUGUUCGUGCUCUUCUUCAUCCCAGGUUGAGACUUCAAGAGUUUCUGAGUAUCUAUAACAUCACUCAAGAUUUUAUAGCUGCUACUGAGAAGAUCGGAGGAAGGUUGGGUUACAGCAUUCGUGGAACUCUACAAUCACAGUCAAAGGCAUUCGUUGAUUUCCAACAUGAUGCUCGGAUGACAAAGAUUAAGGCAGUUCUUGAUCAAGAGACGUGGGUUGCUGUUGACGUUCCUGAUGAGUUUCAAGCUAUUGUUGAAGCACUUUCUUCAACCGAUUCUCCAGUAAACAGUUUUGAGUCAACUGCAACUGAUGGUACUGCAAACGUUGUUGAAUCUGAGGCUUCUGCUGGGCAAGACUACCUUAGUCUUAAUGAAUCAGUUGAGAACUCUGCAGAUCACCCCAACGAAAUAGCUGUAGCAGGUCAAGAAAGCACAGCUGAAUCUACACCUCCUACUAGGAUUGAUAAUAUUAAAACAAACGAGCAUGUUAGAUCUACUUCUCAAACUCUCAUGCAUGGAGGGGUUGGCUACCACAUGGUAAACUGUGGUUUGAUGUUGCUGAAGAUGUUAUCUGAGUAUGUGGACAUCAGUAGAUGCUUGCCAUCAUUAUCAUCUGAAGUGGUCCAUCGUGUUGUGGAAAUACUGAAGCUUUUCAACACUAGGACCUGUCAGCUGGUUCUUGGAGCUGGUGCUAUGCAGGUGUCAGGUUUGAAGUCCAUAACUUCUAAGCAUUUAGCUUUGGCUAGUCAAGUUAUCAGCUUUAUUUAUGCCAUAAUUCCAGAUAUUCGGAGAGUUCUUUUUCUUAAAAUACCUGAGGCUCGUAGAGCCCUGCUGAUGUCUGAGGUUGAUAGAGUUGCUCAGGAUUACAAAGUUCAUAGAGAUGAAAUUCAUACAAAGCUGGUUCAGAUAAUGAGGGAGAGAUUGCUUGCAAAUCUACGUAAGCUGCCCCAAAUUGUUGAGGGCUGGCAUGGACCUGAGGAUAAUGAUCUGCAACCGAGCCAAUUUGCUAAAUCAGUCUCUAAGGAAGUUACAUAUCUUCAUCGAAUUUUAUCUCAAACUCUGCUUGAAUUAGAUGUCCAAGCAAUUUUCAGGCAAGUGGUUCAAAUUUUCCAUUCACAUAUAACGGAAGCAUUCUCAAAAUUAGAUGUGAAUACUCCUCAAGCAAAAAACAGACUGUGUCGAGAUGUGCAACACAUUCUUGGAUGUAUACGAAAAUUGCCAUCUGAGCACUCGAGUAAAGAUGGUGUACCAAAUUAUGGUCUCCUCGAUGAAUUUUUGGCUGAGAAAUUCGGUGCAAAAGUAAGCCAAUAAAUGACGUGUAUUAUAGAACCCUUUUUUUUAUGAGAAGAAUCUAUUUGGUGGUGGGAUCAACUCCUAGACAUCGGCUCUUUAUUCAUAAAUUCGUUUGCAGGUAAUACUUCAUUUUUUGUUUGUGGGCAAUUUGUGGAACUCUACCACCAUUAAGAUGUUACAUCGCAUGAAACACAGUUAUAUAUGAGGGGAUUCUCAAUCUCGUUUUACAUAUUACCGAUCGAAAUUUUGAGUUAUACCAUUUACAUACCAUUUCUCAAGUCGAGUUACUAGUCGCAUUUUGGUUUCUCAAUUUGUAGAGCCUGUUCCGGCAUGCUGAUAUUUGUAAAGUACGUCUUCAUUCGGUGAGUGUACAUGAAUUGCUUACAACUUAUGCUGUAAAAAUCUGAAGCACUAAACACCACACUUAAGUGGUGUUCCAUGUAUUGGAUUCUGUAAAGGAUUUAUUUGUUUUUUUUUUUUAAAGCUUUUAAUUAUGAGCAAUUUUAAGUUACUAAAAUGUUGGUUGUAGACAAUAAAUUUGCUGGUAUUGUUAUGCGCCGCCAAUGGUGAAUGAAUGUCUUUUCUGUGUG